AUGGCGUACCCCGGGCAGGGCGGUCACCACUAUCAGUCGACGCACGGCGGCGGCGGCGGCGGAGGCGGUGGAUACGGACAGCAAGGAUACGGCUACGGUGCACCUCCGCCCCAGCAGGGAGGUUACGGGGGCGGAUACGGCGGUCCUCCCAUGCAGCCUCCCCCUGGUGGUCCUCAGGGGCAAAUGGGCUACGGCUACGCUCCGCAAUCCGGCGGCCAAGUUGGCCCGCCCGAGUAUGCCUCGAGUCACGUCAAUUACAACCCUCAGGGUGGUAUGAUGGGCAACCAGCGUUACGAGUACUCGUCGAUGCAGGGCAAGCGCAAGGCUCUGCUCAUCGGCAUCAACUACUUUGGUCAGAACGGCGAGCUUCGAGGAUGCAUCAACGACGUGCGCAACGUGCAAAACUUCUUGAGGCAGCGCGGAUACAAGGACGACGACAUGGUGGUACUGACUGACGACCAGCGGGAUGGACGCAGCAUUCCGACGAGGCAAAACAUGACGGCGGCCAUGCACUGGCUGGUACGCGGAGCGUCACCAGGCGAUGCGCUCUUCUUCCACUACAGCGGUCACGGUGGCCAGGCGAAAGCUUCUCAAGGCGACGAGGCGGACGGAUACAACGAGACCAUCAUCCCUGUCGACUACCAGCAAGCGGGUCAGAUGGAGGACGACGAAUUGCACGCUAUCAUGGUUCGCCCACUACCCGUGGGAUGCCGUCUCACAGCCAUCUUUGAUUCGUGUCACUCUGGAACGGCGCUCGACUUGCCUUACGUCUACUCCACCUCGGGCAACAUCAAGGAGCCCAAUGUCAUUGCCGGUGUGGGCAAGGGUCUGAUGGGCGCUGCGAUGAACUACGCACGCGGUGAUGUGAUGGGCAUGGCCAAGGGACUCUUCUCCACAUUCACCUCGGCGAAGAACACCAACGGCGCCGAAGACAUCACCAAGCAGACGCGAUCGAGCGGUGCCGACGUGGUGAUGCUGAGUGGCUGCAAGGAUGCACAGACGAGUGCGGACGCUACCGAGGCGGGCAAGGCGACGGGCGCGUGCUCGUUUGCCUUCCUGUCGGUGAUGAACCAGUACCAGCAGUUGACGUACAAGCAGAUGCUCAACGCGGUGCGCGACGUGCUGGCGAGCAAGUACAGCCAGAAGCCGCAGCUGAGUUCGUCGCAUCCCAUCGACAUGGACCUCCUUUUCGUCGUUUGA
Messenger RNA from Kalmanozyma brasiliensis GHG001, 1200 nucleotides. RefSeq names its product Peptidase C14, caspase domain protein. Gene Ontology annotation, molecular function: cysteine-type endopeptidase activity. The transcript has a single exon. Lineage: Eukaryota; Fungi; Basidiomycota; Ustilaginomycetes; Ustilaginales. Gene Ontology annotation, biological process: proteolysis. The coding region runs from base 1 to 1200 and encodes 399 amino acids. The record is from RefSeq and is a predicted model, not a curated record.